Molecule: messenger RNA, 6630 nt
Organism: Hymenoscyphus albidus
Lineage: Eukaryota; Fungi; Ascomycota; Leotiomycetes; Helotiales; Helotiaceae
Source: the annotation of a GenBank genome assembly
UUUCUAUAUGAAGAGGUUGCUUUAAGAGGAGCCGUCCCCCCCGAGACUCGCACCUUUACCAACCCUUGCAGCCCCAAACCACCCAACCACCGCACUGCCAGAUUGCCGCCCGCGCCCAAAAUCACUCCCGACCCGACAAACGAGGCACUAUUCAGGCACCCCACAUCAACGCCUAAGACUAAUACUAACACUAACACUCUGUCACUCACCAAAAGAACAUUCUAACAAUACGGCUGAUAUUCGGACGUGCUCAUCUCAAGGCUGAGGCAGUUGUGCAUUCACACGCACACAGCAAAAGCCAAGUCGGAUUUCCAGAGCACAAGGCUUGUUCACUUCCAACGCCAGGUCAUAAAAAAGUAACUGCUGCACUUCAUGUCGCACCUUCCUUGAUGCAACCUUGGUUGGCCCAGCUAUACAAUUCCACCACUUCUUAUGGCGUUGAAGUUGACGUCGUUGCAUCACAGCCUUCCUUUCAGAUAAUGCGGAAGACUCGUAGAGAAGAUGGCUUCCAGGUAAGCAAGCAUUUCCCCCCAACAGCCAAGCGUAUGGACGCGGCAUCCUGGAAUCUUCGCUAACAUCACGCGUUUAGAUUAGAUCGCCUUGUCACGUGAGUGAUAUAUCUUCAGACUCCCAAGACAUAAUCCCAACUUAUAGAUUGACCUUGAAAUAGGCUCCUCGAGACAGGUAGUACACCAUUAAUCAGAAAUACCGCUGCCCAGCAACUGGCCGAUGUUCAGAAAGCUCGUCCGGAAGAGUUAUUCAACCUUCUCACUCGAGUGGUCCCAUACCUACGACAUAAGACGUGGGAGACGAGAACCGCCGCGGCGAAAGCCUUGGGUGGAAUUGUCGACAAUGCCGAAAAGUACGACCCAAAUACAGGUGACGGCUUCACCAAAAAUGAGUCCAAGAAAGAAGAGCCUGAAAAUGGGUUCAAUGGGUUCAUCAAAAAGGAGGAGCCUGUGGAGGAAAUCCCCCUUGCAAAUGGCCAAUUAGAUCUCAAUACCCUCGACCUCGUGUCUAUUCUGAAGUAUGGAAAGGAAUUAUUGCGGGGAGGGGGCAAGGAAAUUGAUUACACUUUGGCCUCGAUGGACCCCGCUCAGCGACUAUCCCAUCAGAAAAAGACUCUAAUGGGGCGACUAGGUCUUUUGGGAGAAUACAUCGAAGAAGAUCCUGAUAUUGACUACAUCAAGCCUGGCCCUCUGCCACAAGUCACUUCAAAUGGCCAUAGCCCUGAAUCAAAGAAGUCAAAGGGUGCAGCAAUUCCAGCGGAAGAAGUAGGACUGAGUGCAAGACAGCUCAACCAACUGAAGCGGAAGAGAAAACGUGAAGCACAGAACGCUGGUGCCAAAAAUCGUUUAGUGGAUCUCUCAAUCAAUCGACGUUCAAGUACCAUUGGAUCCAACGACACCGACACAACAAUGUCGGAAAUCAUGGAUGGCUCAAACGCGGAUGUCAACGACUUUUUUACUUUGGAAAGAACAGAAGACGUAGACGAGGACUCCAAGGUGGUUUCCGAGUUCAAAGGUCCCGUUCUUCCCAUCAAAUCCGAGUUGGAGACCGAAGAGGAAGCCGAAGGUGUCGAAUGGCCCUAUGAACGACUGUGCGAAUUCUUAAUGGUUGAUCUAUUCGACCCACAGUGGGAAACUCGCCAUGGAGCUGCAAUGGGUCUACGAGAAAUUGUUCGAGCUCAUGGUGGUGGUGCUGGCCGAUUAAAGGGCAAGUCACGCGCGGAGAACAACGCACUCAAUCAGCGAUGGCUUGACAAUCUAGCCUGUCGGCUAUGCUGUGUUUUUAUGCUUGAUCGAUUUGGCGAUUAUGUUUCUGAUACAGUUGUCGCGCCCAUUCGAGAAACCGUUGGUCAAACUCUGGGAGCACUUCUCAGUCACCUGCCUCCUGCUAGUGUCUAUGCGGUACACCGAGUUCUAAAUCGUAUGGUCAUGCAACAGGAUCUUGGAAUUGAUAGACCUGCCUGGGCUGUUUGCCAUGGUGGUAUGAUUGGACUGCGAUAUCUGGUUGCGGUGAGAAAUGAUUUGUUGCUACGUGAUAGCGACCUUAUUGAUGGAGUGAUCCGUGCCGUCAUGAAAGGCCUUGGAGAUUUUGACGACGAUGUGCGCUCAGUCAGUGCCGCAACACUCAUUCCGAUUGCCAAAGAAUUCGUCAACUUACGCCCUGAGGCUCUCGACGGCCUUAUUAAUAUCGUUUGGGAAUGUCUUUCUAAUUUGGGCGAUGAUCUUAGCGCAAGUACGGGCCAGAUCAUGGACCUUUUGGCAAAACUUUGCAGCUUCCCCGAGGUACUGGAAGCUAUGAAGAAGAAUGCGGCAAGAGAUCCAGAACAAUCAUUUGCUCUCUUGGUUCCUCGAUUAUAUCCAUUCUUACGCCACACCAUCACAUCUGUACGAUCAGCCGUAUUGCGAGCUCUACUCACAUUCGUCAAUAUCGAGGGAGAUGGCACACGAGACUGGCUCAAUGGCAAAAUUCUUCGACUCAUAUUCCAAAACAUUCUUGUAGAAAGAAAUCUGGAUACCUUGAACCUCUCCUUGCAGGUUUGGCGGUCCCUGGUUAUUUAUCUUUCCAAGAACCCAGGAGAUCUGGCAGAGCAAUUUUCGGCGCAUGUCGACCCUCUCAUGCAACUGACCCUCCACCCUAUUGGUGUUUCGCGUCAUCCUCUCCCCAUGAACGCAACACUCUUCCAAAAACCAUCUGGCAGCACAUAUACCAUGCCAAGUGGUGUUGUCCCGGUCGCUGCACGACAACCCUCGCCCUCUAGUCCACAGCCUCCACCGCAGAAGAAACAAAGACGGAAAUCCACCAAAAUCGUUGAACCUGUUCCCACGUCAUCAUGUCAUGAUGUUGAUGGUCACAUGAUGCAGGGAGACGUUGAUCUUGUUGGUAUGGAUAUUCUGAUCAGAUCUCGCAUCUCCGCAGCACGAGCGAUGGGUCUCAUCAUGUCUCUCAUUCCCUCUCAUUUCCUUGAGGCUUAUGACGGAAGCAUUGUACCUGCUUUGAGCUCUGCUUUUUCAUCCACACAACUAGCUGCAUGCUUGAUUGUGGAUGAAUAUGCAAGGAACUGCACAUCCAAGGAUCAACCGAAGCGAUUCGUGGAACCCCUGGUCCAGAUCAUCGAGUCAGAACGACCGUUACAUUAUCGAGAUUUGGUGAGCUACACGCAGCUGGUCCGUGCUCAAUGCAUUCAAUUAUUCAACACAUUCCGAGAUAUUGGCAAGGUUUCUCAAGGACGAUUGCCUACUCUCGCUGUUGUUGUUCAAGGGGAACCAGAAGCUGGCCCCGAUGCUUUCUCAAUACAAAUUGCAGAUAAGUGUGUUGGCGACGAUUUUGAUCGACUAAAGAGAAAUCUCGCUGCCGCUCAACGAUUAAUCGCCACGCAACAAUUGAGUGAAGCACGGGAAAGUGUUGUUGCAGUCAUUGAAAAUGCGAAGUUGAUCAAGGAACAACGAGAUGUCAGAAUCAAGGCGGCGGCGGCUAGCGCAUUGGUUGCCAUGAAAUUCUCGCCAAAGAAACCAACUCAUAUCAUCAAGGGUAUGAUGGACAGCGCCAAGAAGGAGGACAAUAUCGAGCUGCAGCAACGAUCUGCAGAGUCGAUUGCAAGACUUGUAGAAUUAUUCAUCGAAGGCGGUCGUUCUACGCCUGCACAGAAGGUUGUUGGCAAUCUGGCAAAGUUCAGUUGUCAAGAGACUUCAGAGACUCCGGAAUUCACACCCAAUGCCGCCUUUACCAACAACAUACAAACACUUAGAAAAGAAGAAGAUCGUAGAGAUCAUCCUGAUGCCGCCAAAUUUGCCAGAGAGCAAAAGGCAGCUCGUAUUGUUCGACGAGGUGCCAAAGAGGCUUUGGAGCAAUUAUCCGAUAUCUUUGGUGCUCAGUUAUUUACAAAGGUACCAUCAUUGAGAGCCAUCAUCGAGGGGCCUCUCCAGUACUCUUUUUUUGGCCCUUUGCCUGCAGAUGUCAAGGAUCCUAAUACGGAGCUUGGUCAAUCAGCAAUUGACUCAAUGUCUGUUCUUCGAGCACUGACGCCGACUUUGCACAAGGACUUACAUCCUUUUGUCAUUCAACUUCUCCCUCUAGUCAUCAAGGCACUCCAUGCCGAGCUGUCUGUCUUUAGAUACAUGGCCGCAAAGUGUCUUGCUACAGUAUGCUCGGUGAUUACCGUAGAGGGUAUGACGAUGCUAGUUGAGAAGGUCUUGCCAUCCAUCAGCAAUCCAGUUGAUCUCAACUUCAGACACGGUGCCAUCGAAGCCGUUUAUCAUUUGAUCAGUGUUAUGGGCGACGGUAUAUUACCAUAUGUCAUUUUCCUCAUCGUACCAGUCCUUGGUCGUAUGAGUGACUCUGAUAAUGAUGUCAGAUUGAUUGCCACGACUACGUUUGCAACUCUCGUCAAACUUGUACCCCUCGAGGCAGGUAUUCCAGAUCCCCCUGGAUUGUCGGAAGAGCUUUUGAAAGGUCGUGAUCGCGAGCGAACAUUUAUUGCGCAAUUGCUGGACCCUCACAAAGUCGAGCCUUUCACCAUUCCUGUCGCAAUCAAGGCUGAACUUAGAUCAUAUCAACAGGAAGGUGUCAAUUGGCUCAAUUUCCUUAACAAAUAUCAUCUACACGGUAUUUUGUGCGAUGAUAUGGGUCUCGGAAAAACCUUGCAAACGCUAUGCAUUGUCGCUAGCGACCACCACAACCGAGCUGAGGAAUUCGCUAAAACCGGAUCACCUGACGUUCGUCGCAUGCCCUCGCUUAUCGUCUGUCCUCCAACGUUGUCUGGUCAUUGGCAACAAGAGAUCAAGACAUAUUCGCCUUUCCUUUCAUGUACAGCAUAUGUUGGACCCCCAGCAGACCGAGCUCGAUUACGAGAUCAGCUUCACAAAACCGACAUUGUUAUUACAUCUUAUGACAUUUGUCGAAAUGAUUCUGAAGUACUUACUCCUCUCAACUGGAAUUACCUAGUACUUGAUGAGGGCCAUUUGAUCAAGAAUCCACGAGCAAAGGUUACCAUUGCCGUGAAGCAGCUUCUCAGUAACCAUCGACUCAUUCUUUCUGGAACGCCAAUCCAAAACAAUGUCUUGGAACUCUGGUCAUUAUUCGACUUCCUUAUGCCAGGUUUCCUCGGUGCAGAAAAGGUCUUCCUUGAUAGAUUUGCAAAGCCUAUCGCAGCAAGCCGAUUCAGUAAAUCAUCUUCCAAAGAACAAGAAGCCGGUGCCCUCGCCAUCGAAGCUCUCCAUAAACAAGUCCUACCCUUCCUCCUCCGUCGACUCAAGGAAGAAGUCCUGGACGACCUGCCCCCCAAGAUUCUCCAAAACUACUACUGCGACCUCAGCGACCUGCAAAAGAAACUCUUCGACGACUUCACCAAGAAAGAAGGCAAGACGCUUGCUGAGAAGGCUUCAACAGGCGAUAAAGAAGCUAAACAACAUAUCUUCCAAGCUCUUCAAUAUAUGCGUAAACUCUGCAACUCCCCGGCACUGGUCAUGAAGGAAGGCCAUAAGCAGUAUGAAGCUACCCAACGACUUCUCGCUAAGCAGGGCACUUCUCUUAACGAUCCUGUUCAUGCGCCUAAACUGACUGCCCUCCGUGAUCUAUUGGUCGACUGUGGAAUCGGUACCGACCCCUCUGCAGAAGGCGAUCUGGAAACAUCAUACGUCUCACCUCAUCGUGCACUAAUAUUCUGUCAAAUGAAGGAGAUGCUGGAUAUGGUACAAAACGACGUCCUGAAGAAGAUGUUACCCUCAGUUCAGUAUCUCCGUAUGGAUGGAUCAGUCGAUGCCUCGAAACGCCAAGACAUCGUCAACAAAUUCAACUCGGAUCCUUCUUAUGAUUGCCUCCUGCUCACCACUUCGGUUGGAGGCUUGGGACUCAAUUUGACGGGUGCCGAUACGGUUAUCUUCGUGGAACAUGAUUGGAAUCCACAGAAGGAUUUGCAGGCUAUGGACCGCGCGCAUCGUAUUGGUCAGAAGAAGGUGGUUAAUGUUUAUCGGUUGAUUACUCGAGGGACGUUGGAGGAGAAGAUCAUGUCGUAUGUUACCCCCCUUGCCCUUCCACCCCCCACCCUCCCAUAUUUCCCAAUAUCUCACUAGCACCCCUCAGCCUCCAACGCUUCAAAAUCGACGUCGCAUCCACCGUCGUCAACCAACAAAACGCCGGCCUAGGCACCAUGGAAACCGACCAAAUCCUCGACCUCUUCAACCUCGGUGACACAGUCGAUAUCCCCGGCGGUUCCGGCACCGCAACGGGCGAAGAACGCGAAGAAGAUAUGGUCGAUGCGACUGGUGAGGUCAGAGAGAAAGGUAAAAAGGGCUGGUUGGAUGACCUGGGUGAGCUUUGGGAUGAUAAGCAGUAUGAGGAAAGUUUCGAUCUUGAGGGCUUUUUGAGGACGAUGCAGACUUAGUUUGAGGCUUUCUGGGGAAUAUCGACGAGGGAGAGGGAAGGGAGGGGAGGAACGUGUACUUUUUAGACUUGGGAGUUGAGGGCUGGAGGGGUGGAAUUGGGGGGAUUGGUGGGAUGGGUGGGAUCGGUGCAUUGGAUGGGUAUGGUAUGGUAGGGUAGGGUAUUUUGAGGAAAGCAAAGAGGUGUAUUUUUCUCUUGAAAAGGAUUCUUGCUCGUUUUCUUUUUCUUCGGUGGAUGGAUAAG